Molecule: messenger RNA, 1202 nt
Organism: Hibiscus syriacus
Lineage: Eukaryota; Viridiplantae; Streptophyta; Magnoliopsida; Malvales; Malvaceae
Product: mitogen-activated protein kinase kinase kinase 17-like
Exons: 1
Coding region: 110-1132 (340 amino acids)
Biological process (GO): protein phosphorylation
Molecular function (GO): protein kinase activity; ATP binding
Source: RefSeq, a predicted model, not a curated record
AGCGCCACCAUAGUUCUGUCACCUCUGUUUGCUCUCAUUUGCAAUUUUCUUUUUCUUUUUCUCAAAGAAUCAAAUCACUAAAAAGGCUUCUAUUUCUUGAGCUGAAUCCAUGGAGUGGGUUCCAGGAGAAAUGAUUGGAUAUGGGAGUUUCGGCACUGUGAAUUUGGUGUUACCAAAAACAGGGUUUUCGAAAUCCCCAUUAACGGUUGUCAAGCGUUGCGAAACUCAUAACUCGGCUUCACUCAGGCACGAGAAACAAGUGCUGGAUCAACUCGGCUCUUGCCCGCAAAUCAUCCGUUGUCUCGGCGACGAUUAUAGCGUCGAGAAUUGUGGGAAGUUUUACAAUUUGUUCUUGGAGUAUGCUGAUAAAGGAAGCUUGGCCGAUCACGUUAAGCGAAAUGGUGGGGGAUGGACGGAAUCUGAUGUUAAAAGAUUCGCUAAAUCGAUACUCAGAGGGCUAAACUUUGUUCAUUCCAAAGGACUUGUUCAUUGCGAUGUUAAGCUUCAAAACGUUCUUCUGUUUGGUAACGGUGAUGUCAAGUUGGCUGAUUUUGGAUUGGCGAAGAGAAACGGUGAGAAACAGGGGAAGUUCGAAAUCAGGGGAACGCCUUUGAAUAUGGCGCCGGAGUCCAUCAAUGGAAACGUUUAUGAUUUUCCGGUGGAUAUUUGGGCACUCGGCUGCGUUGUUGUUGAGAUGUUUACCGGAAAAACAGCUUGGAAUUUGAAACCAGGCUCAAACAUGGCGGAUUUGUUUAUUAAAAUCGGGGUCGGCGAUGAAUUGCCUGGGAUUCCUACGGAAUUAUCCGAGGAAGGAAAAGAUUUUCUGGGAAAGUGUUUUUCCAGGGAUCCAAGCAAGAGAUGGACGACUGAGAUGCUCCUGAACCAUCCUUUCAUGGUUGCCGACGAUGAAACAACUGUUCCAUUUCCUUCAACGUCUUCACAAUGUUGUUUCGAAGAAUUCUCGGUAUCUCCGAGAUGUCCUUUUGAUUUUCCAGAUUGGAUUUCGACUGAUGAAUUGAUUUCCCGAGAAAAUUCAAGCCGUAUUUCGUCGGCUUUGAAUCGGAUUGGAGAAUUAGCUUGCCAUGAGGCGCCUAACUGGAGUUCUUGCGGCAGCUGGAUCAGCUUGAGGUAGAAGAAGAUGGGAUUUAGCCUCAAUCAAAAUUUGUAAAAUUAAUUAUAAAACAUUUAAGUGGACUGACUUU